CGUGGAGACAUGCAGGUGUACUGUUGGGGCGACAGCUCCUCUGGACAGUUCGGUCCUCAGGCAGCUYUGAGCCCGGUAUGCUGGUCUGUCCCCGGGGUUUUGAGCAGCAUUAGCUGCGGAGAACGGCAUACUUUAUUCCUCAAAGCAGACGGAAAAGUUUUGUCGUGCGGGCAGAACUCGCUGGGUCAACUUGGACGAAGAUUUCAAAAUGGGCAAGUGCUAGGCUGCGUGGAAAGUCUGGGUGGUGUUGUGGCAGUGGCCUGUGGUCAGAACCAUUGUCUGGCUCUGUGUGAAUCCGGACACGUGUUCGCUUGGGGGGCAGGAGACGAUGGACAGCUGGGGCUGCUAGCAGGGCAGGUUUACAGCAGUCAUAAACCAAGCUCRGUGCCUAUACCAAUCCCCUUCCAGAUAGUUCAGGUUGCUUGUGGAAACUCUCAUUCCCUGGCAUUGACUAAAGGUGGAGAUGUCUUCUCGUGGGGUUCAAACAGUCAUGGUCAGCUGGGCCUGGGGAAGGAGGUGUCACAACAGCUAAAACCUGUCCUGGUGUGCGCCCUGAACGGGGUCGCAGUGACUCAGAUUUCAGCCGGAGGAAGCCACACUAUGUUCCUCACGCUCCCCGGCCUGGUGUACUGCUGUGGUGCCAAYAAGUACAGUCAGCUGGGGCUCAACAGGGUGGAUGAAAAAGGCAGGUUCAACGUCUGUUUGGUACCUGCCCUCAGACCUCUGAGUGUCUCCUUCAUAAGCUGUGGAGAGUCUCACACUGCCRUGUUAACAAAGGAAGGAAACGUUUUCACUUUUGGAGAGGGAAGCCACGGUCAGCUCGGUCACGCCUCCAACGCCAAUGAAAUGAGACCCAGACAAGUUGACGGUCUUGGCGGACCUGUGUCCCAGAUUGCAUGUGGGAGGCGUCACACUUUGGUUUUGAGUUCCUCUGGCCAGCUGUGGGCAUUUGGCAGUGGAGACAAAGGUCAGAUGGGGACCGGACGGCGAGAGGGCAGUCUGUCUCCAGUCCUGGUUCAGCUUCCGUGGACCUCUGAUAAUGACUCAGAGAUGCCAAGUGCAAACUUGAAAAUAUCAGCUGGUUGGAAUACRAACUUCAUUUACACUUCAUCUGCAAAGAUUGCUGCAAAAGCUCGUAGAAAUGGGCAAAUAACCGGAAGGCUUGAUGAGCCCAAACUGCAAAGAUGGUUAACAAGGACACACAGCAACRUUGAGACAAGGAGAGAAAUAGAGUCRAUGUUUUUGACAUGUUCCAGUCUCGUUGCCAGUUUUACAAAAGCCAAUGGGACACCAUUGGAGGCAGGUGCUUUAACAGURGACCUUGAAGCUGCCAGCCGAGCUUUUGACCAGAUGUUGGCAAUCCCAUGGAUCAAACAAUCAGUUAAGGAGAUAUUUCCCAGAUACCCUUCCAUGAUGUGGGCCAUCAGACAUGUGAAAACGUUGUUUUGUAAUUUAAUGAAGCUACUUUCCAUUCAGGUGAAUCUUGAUGUCCUGUUGGACUUGAUUAUGAUCUCAAGAACUGUCAUGAAAUCUCCGGAGAUCAUUCUGAUUUUGCUSACGUGCCCCCUUCUGCAAGAGGACUCCAGCGUGAUGACUAGAGCUUUGCCUCUGGCUAUUGCAAUAGCUCAUCUCAGCGAGAAGGCACAAGCAGCACUAAAGAGUUGGUGGUCUUCUCUGUCGACCCCUUUACUGACGAGACACAUCUUGGUUUUCAAAAACGCCCUGGCUUUCAUGCUAAAGAACGGCCUCUUAGAAACUCACAACCCAGGAGUCAAGUUUCUGCUGGAAGCCCUGAAGCUGCUCUACAAAGCAAACAAAACUGGGAAGUCGUACACAGUCCCACUGAACACCUUUUAUGUGAAGGAAAUCUGCUCGACUGUUAAUGCAUUUUCAGAUACCGCGCUUUGGUUGGGGUAUUAUAAUAGGGAUGAUGAGUUCACACCGGAGAGCACACCUGUCAUUUUCUGUCGCUAUCCAUUUGUUUUGCCUCUGAUUUGCAAGAUGGCAGUGUUUAACAUCUUCGCACGUGUGUCAAAGGAAGCACAUCAUUUUGCGCGUGCAUUGGGUGUACCGUGGCCUGAACAGGGGAUUUUGGACGCUCCAGAGUCGUCUUGUGCUCCAGUUUUCCAACUGAUUCUGAGACGAACACACUUGGUYGAGGACACCUUCAGACAGCUCGCUGCAACCGAUCACUCUGUCUUCAAAAGGGAGCUUCUGGUGCAAUUCAAGGAUGACAGGGAGAUCAUGACUGUGAACAAAAAGGACUUGUUCCUCCACCUGUUUGAGGAGCUAAUGGCUCCUGAAUCUGAAAUGUUUAUUUACAAUGAAAGCAAGACUCUGGCCUGGUUUCCCCCAAAGCCAAACGUGGAGGAGAAGAAGUACUUCCUGUUUGGCAUUUUGUGCGGYCUGGCUCUUUACAACCACAACAUUAUACACCUGCCUUUCCCACUGGCUCUCUUCAAGAAGCUGCUCCAAGUCAAAACUUCUCUGGACGACAUGAAAGAGUUUGAACCUGUUCUGGCAGAAUCUUGGAGGUGCAUUUUGGAGGACUACAGUCCUGAUGAAGUUGAAGCACUGGAGCUUUCUUUCACUGUGCCUUGGGGUGGUGAGGAAUGUGAACUAGAUCCAAACGAAGCUGGAAAACGUGUCACGUGGUCAAACAGGAAAGAGUUUGUUGCCGCCUGUGUCAACCACAUUUUCAACAAAUCAGUGGAGGGAGUGUUUGAAUUGUUCAAGAGGGGUUUUUUCAAAGUGUGCAACAUUGAUGUGGUGGAGUUCUUUCAGCCGGAGGAGUUGCAGUCAGUGAYGGUGGGUCAUGAGAACUACAACUGGGAGGUCUUCAAGCAGAACACUGUUUAUGAAGGAGACUACCAUGCUGACCAUCCAAACAUCAUUACCUUUUGGGAGGUGUUUGAAAAGCUGACAACAGAGGAGAAGAAAAAGUUUCUUUUGUUCCUCACAGGUUCUGACCGCGUGCCCUUCACGGGAAUGGAGUACGUCAUCAUGAGAGUGGCCGUGUUGCCCAACGCCUCUGARCACCAUUUGCCCGAGUCGCUCACCUGCCACACUUUGUUACUGCUCCCCAACUACAGGAGAUACCCGGUGGAGAGGACCAUGAAGACCAGGCUUCUUCAGGCCAUCAAUCACAAUCGAGGCUUUUGGAGGGAGCAGAAAGAUUGAAGCAGAGCUUUCUAUAAAACCCUGAUCUUAGUUUGAGCUGUUCCUGUUUGCACAAUGUGCCACUGUACAAAUACUAGUUUUGUUUUAAACCCGAGUACAGAWUCUUAAAAUGUUUGUACUCGUGUUGUUGGUUUUUGAUCAAAGUAGUGGUGCAUGUAUUUGUUCAAGUUUAUCACAAUAACUGACAUUGCUUUCUCAUGUUGAAGGUUUUAUUGUUUCAUAUUUAUCAGUCAUUGUGUAGCAUUAAGGAAGUGGAGGUUUAAUGUCAUGUAAAAUGUUUCUAUCCAGUUUGCUUUCAACAUUUAAAUGUUUAAGUUCGAUUUCAGAAAACUUUAAAAAUAAAUCMGACAAAUUACUCAUGUAGCUUUGAUACAUGUUAAACAUGGCCAUGGAGGAUAUUUUUGCUUUGAGGAAAAUUCAUUGAACUCGUGAUAAACAUCUUAGGAAAUGUUAUAUUGUUGCAUCUGUAUAAUUUCAUCUUUAGCAUAAAAACACAUCAAAAUAUAUAUAAAAAUGGUAAAAAUAUUACUUUGUCAUUUGUGCAUUAUUAAACCAAAUAAAUGUUCUUGUGUUUCA
Molecule: messenger RNA, 3756 nt
Organism: Austrofundulus limnaeus
Lineage: Eukaryota; Metazoa; Chordata; Actinopteri; Cyprinodontiformes; Rivulidae
Product: probable E3 ubiquitin-protein ligase HERC6
Exons: 22
Coding region: 10-3180 (1056 amino acids)
Cellular component (GO): cytoplasm
Molecular function (GO): ubiquitin-protein transferase activity
Source: RefSeq, a predicted model, not a curated record